CUGAAGGAAAUGAGACAACCUUUUCCUCCCACAGACUCAGUCUCCUUUAGAGUGUGCAGGGCUCGGGAAGUCUCGAGGCCAGGUUCACGCUUUCCCUGCUCAGCCCUGACCAGGAGGGUCUCCCCAAAUUGUUCUCGGGUGCACGGGUGCUCCAGCCACAGGGCACAGCCCCACUUUGCCGCACCCCUCCCUGGGUGAUCUGAUCUACUCCAGGCCCCGCUCGGGCUCCGGAAGUGUGCGCCUGUGAUCCCAGAGAAGAACACUCAUAAACGAAGCUGGUGACAGAUUGCCUCUGUCCUGGGAUGAAGAGAGAGGCUUCCUGAGCUGCAGGAGCAGGCUGUGGGAACAGACGUGUCCGAAUUUACUGGGAUUUAGCGUCCACACGGAGCUGCGAGAAGAGAGGGAGGGGGCCACGCUCUUCCAGAAGUGUCCAGCUCUCCUCCUGAUGCCAUAUGAGGCUGCCCCUCAACCCCAGCGCAGAGCCAGUGGCGGCGGAGCCCUCGGAGAUGACUUUGCUCAGCAGUGUCCUGGCGGCCUGUUCCUAUAUCUCAGAAAACCCUGAGAGAGCCGCUCUGUACUUCAUCUCUGGCGUGUGCAUCGGCUUGUUCCUCACUUUGGCCGCCUUGGUGGUGAGGAUCUCCUGCCACACUGACUGCAGGAGGGGUCCCCGGAGGAGGUGCUUGCAGGACCACGAGAGCAGCAGUGACAGCAGCGACAGUGAGGAUGGCAGCGAGGACACAGCCUCGGACCUGUCGGUGCGCAGACACCGCCGCUUUGAGAGGACUUUGAACAAGAAUGUGUUCACCUCUGCAGAGGAGCUGGAGCGCGCGCAGCGGUUGGAGGAGCGCGAGCGCAUCAUCAGGGAAAUCUGGAUGAACGGGCAGCCUGAGGUGCCUGGCACCCGGAGCCUAAACCGCUACUACUAGGGCACAGUGUGAACCCCAGAACAUCUGAAGGCCGCCAGGAAAAGAGUGGGUUCUGUAGGCAGGGACGGUGUGCACAACGGAGACCAACUCUGCUAAUGGGUCUGGAGAGAAGCACAGGGCCAGCGUGUUUUCCCAAGGGCAUGAGGGGUUGCUUUAGACCUCCGGAGAAAUAAACAACCCAUGCAGCGGCAUCUGCCUUUCCAGGUCUUGACACCCACGUGGGCACACUGGCCCAACCUUUCCAGGUCUUGGAAUGGUGCUGAGAUUUCCUCUCCAGCCACGUGACAGUGACAGUGACGUGACAAGCUGAAAGAAUGAAUGGUCCUUACUUUCUGAGGCCCUCAGGAGUUUGCGAAGACUUAACCACUGUGUUACUCCUUUACAAAAGGAAAAAUUCUCAUAGCUGGAGAGCUGGGGGUAUCAGGGUGAACUUAACCCAGAAAAUUCAAUUUUCUAAAGGAUUCCGUGCAGUGGAAGCCAUUUUAAUUGAGAUAGCAUGAUCUAUGCUAAUUAUUUAAAGCUAAUUUUUAGAACAAAAAAAAAUCUUGGCAACCUCUGCAUUUUAACUGACACCUCAGGGAUUAAAAUCCUAUUUUUUAGUCUAGUCACCACCUCAUUCAUGGAAAUGAAUAGAAUUUACUGUAUUAUGAGAUGUAUUGCUGACUUAGGAGAUACAUACAUCAAUAACCUCAAAGGAUAAAUGGGUUUAUUUUUAGUAGUUUAUAAAUAUAUAUUGACAUGUGUAUUUGAAAAUGCUGCAUAAAAAUAGAAGCCCUGUGUCCUUCCAUUUUGGAGAGAGAAAAGUCUCUCAUGUCUUCAGAGACUCAGUAAUAUUUAAAUAAUAUUUUGUUUGAAAAUAACAGUUGGAAUUUCCAAGAAAAGAAUGGAAACCAGAGGUGAGGAUUAAAGCCAAAAUUAAACGAUAUCUAAAACAAA
Mesocricetus auratus (golden hamster) is the source of this 1862-nucleotide messenger RNA. RefSeq names its product eva-1 homolog A, regulator of programmed cell death (gene Eva1a). The coding region runs from base 453 to 926 and encodes 157 amino acids. The record is from RefSeq and is a predicted model, not a curated record. Lineage: Eukaryota; Metazoa; Chordata; Mammalia; Rodentia; Cricetidae. The transcript is spliced from 4 exons.